Messenger RNA from Syngnathus acus (greater pipefish), 2587 nucleotides. It is a transcript of the gene cabp1b, whose product is annotated as calcium binding protein 1b. The transcript is spliced from 7 exons. The coding region runs from base 245 to 1207 and encodes 320 amino acids. The record is from RefSeq and is a predicted model, not a curated record. Gene Ontology annotation, molecular function: calcium ion binding. Lineage: Eukaryota; Metazoa; Chordata; Actinopteri; Syngnathiformes; Syngnathidae.
GAUAAUCCGUGGUGACGUGGGUCCCUUUGGUGAACUCACAGCGUGGACUGUGUGAGUGCGCGCAUUCAAAGUUGGAGCAAGUGUGAGGGAACAGUUCCCUUGCAAUUGUCCCAGCGGCAGGUGGCUGCUGCUGCUGCUGCAGACCUCCAUCCAACCUCCACCCGCGUGGACGUGUAACCAGCUUCCGGCUGAUGUUCCUCAUGCACCUGCAGCUCCAUCCGUGAGAAGUGGGACGCGAGAGAGCAUGAGCUGUUCUUUGCCGAAAAGCCAAUCUGCAACGUCCCUACUGAAGUCCGCGGUGCUCCAGCACAGAUCCACACAGAACGGCCGCGGCGGGCACCAAAACCAACGCGACCAGAGAGGAGCCGACGCCGGCCGGAUGGAGGAAGCGAGCGCUAGGAGACCCCUGUGCCGGCCCGGCCACGCAGAGAAAAGCGCGGAGGACGCGAAGCGCAAGACGCGCGCAAAGUCCGUCAGGUCCAAGCAGUCCGCAGGGCACGGGGGACGCGGACGGGACUCCAAAGGGUCCCCGUGUGCGAGUAAGGAAGACCGGGACGACGCCGACUUCUUCUUCGAGACCGGCAGGAAGCCGGUGAGCGGCUCAGCCUCCAGCUUGAGUUCGGACGCCGCCGCCAGUAGCGCUCCGGCUACGAGUCGGCCCACCUCCGGCCGGAGGUCCAAGAGGCUCAGCACCGUUUCGGACUAUGAUGCAAGCCUGCACCCCAUCGUCAAGUCUGUCUUUGGACAAGACAGAGAGCUGCGGCCAGAAGAAAUGGAUGAGCUGCGCGAGGCGUUCAGGGAGUUCGACAAGGACAAAGACGGCUUCAUCGGCUGCAAAGACUUGGGCAACUGCAUGAGGACGAUGGGCUACAUGCCCACAGAGAUGGAGCUGAUUGAACUUAGCCAGCAGAUCAACAUGAAUUUGGGCGGACAUGUCGACUUUGAGGACUUUGUUGAGCUUAUGGGGCCCAAACUUCUGGCUGAGACCGCAGACAUGAUCGGCGUGAAGGAACUGCGGGAUGCGUUCAAAGAGUUUGACACCAAUGGCGACGGUCAGAUCAGUACUGCAGAACUCAGAGAAGCGAUGAAAAAGCUUUUAGGACAACAGGUAGGCCACAGAGAUCUGGAGGACAUUUUACGAGACAUAGACCUCAACGGGGAUGGACAUGUGGAUUUUGAAGAAUUCGUGCGGAUGAUGUCUCGAUGACUUGAGAGUGCACCGCUGACCUUUACGGAGAAAAAAAAAAAUCACAUCAAGGCCGGCCCUGAAACUGCACCGCUGGAGUAUGACGGCCGACAAGCACAUCAAGUCAACACGGUUGGGGUUUUUUCUCCUGCUGUUUCUUUGAACAUAAACCAAUUUGUUUAAGACUAUAAACUUUCUUGUUUUUUACAAAAAGGAUAAGCACAUUUUCUUCUGGCGCUAAUGUGCUUGUCAAAUUGAAUAAAUCUAUCUGACAAUUCCGUGUAGCGAUUUAGAUGAUGUCAUCCACCGAGAGCCUACGAGAGCGUAUGAACUCACUCAGCUGCCGAUAAAAAAAAACAAAAAACAUGGAGGCUAUCUCAGGUUAUACGUGCACACCAUCAGCGGAAGCGAGAUUUAGGGAUGAAGGCAAAAACACAAUAUGGCAAUAUCUCGGUGUGGUCUUGUCAAAGAAGUGUCAUUGUGUUUUUUUGUACAUAAUCUUUUUUCCUUUCCAGAUUGUAGAUAUGUUCCCAUUAUGCUGUCUUUGAACAUACCUCGCGGUAAGUGUUUUUUUUUUCUGUGAUGUAACAUCAUGUUCUGGAUUCAAUUAUGUCAUUUUAUUGUGAAUUCUGUGUCUUUUUCUGUGUGCAUUGAGAUUUCCUGACGCAAGUUGGACAGUGCAUAAAAAAUCUAGUACAUACAUACCUUUGUUCAAAUGUCAGUUUUUGUCAUAUGAAAAAAAAAAGAAAAUGCCAAACUGUUUCAAAACUUUUUGGGAAAAAUUUCAUAACAAUGAAAUGAUGUAUCUUGGCAAUUGAACAGGGGUGUGUAGACUUUUUAUAUCCACUGCUUCUACUGUAUGUACAGCUGACCUGAGAGGCAAUUUAAACAUUCCAAACUAAUUCUGAAUAUCAUUGUGCAUGAGUAUCCAGAUUAUUUUUUUAUUUAAUUUUACCAUUUCCCAAAGGCACAUACUGGUGGCAAUGUGAGAUUUUUUUUUAAUUAGUAGAUUUUAUAACUAUACCGUAUUGUUGGUUGUGUUUUCUUUGUAAAUUAAGAGGCAAUUUGUGUCCAUGUGUGUAAUUUGGAUGAGUACGAUUCUCAAUAAUCUGUCAUUUAAAUUAUUUUCUACAUAUCAACAAAGAAGCAGCAUUUGUUUCUUUAUGCACAAAAGCCAAAGAAAGUUGACAAAACUACUAUUUGACUUAAGUACAAGGUAUGCAGGAUGUUUAAUUUAUAUCGAUAAAAGAAGGGACUGUUAAUAAAUGUGCAUGCCAAGUGGAGGUAUGAAAUCAAAAAGGGAAUUCUCAUACUUGUUUUUUGCUGUGUGAAAACUAUGCAUGCCAAAAGCAAUUUGUAGCAGAUUUUCUGGUAGAAUAAAGGUUUUUAUGACAUGCGAAA